This is a messenger RNA of Melopsittacus undulatus (budgerigar), 967 nucleotides long. It is a transcript of the gene PUDP, whose product is annotated as pseudouridine 5'-phosphatase. The coding region runs from base 55 to 768 and encodes 237 amino acids. The transcript is spliced from 4 exons. NCBI's taxonomy places the organism in Eukaryota, Metazoa, Chordata, Aves, Psittaciformes, Psittaculidae. Gene Ontology annotation, molecular function: phosphatase activity. The record is from RefSeq and is a predicted model, not a curated record.
AGCGCGCUUGCGCCGCCAACUGCCACACAGGACUGCGGCUGCUCUGGCCUCGCCAUGUCCGCUUCUUCUCCUUCCUCCUCCUCCGUAGCCGCGCUGCGGCCAGUUACUCACCUGAUCUUUGACAUGGACGGCCUUCUCCUGGAUACUGAGCGUCUCUAUUCAGUAGUGUUCGAAGAGAUCUGUGGGAGUUUUGGCAAGCCCUAUACCUGGGAUGUGAAAUCCUUGGUCAUGGGGAAAAAAGGCACAGAAGCGGCAGAGAUUAUUCGAGAUGUUCUAGAUCUUCCACUAACCAAAGAGGAGUUGUUACAUGAAAGUAAAAUUAAGCAGGAGAAGAUAUUCCAUACUGCUGAAUUGAUGCCAGGGGUUGAUAAGAUGAUUCGGCAUUUACACAAACACAACAUACCCAUGGCCGUUGCCACCAGCUCAUCUGAAGAGUCAUUUCAGAUGAAAACAGUCAGACACAAAGAAUUCUUUGGUCUUUUUCAUCAUAUUGUGCUGGGAGAUGACCCUGAGGUGAAGUGUGGCAAGCCACAGCCUGAUGCAUUUCUAGUUUGUGCAAAGAGAUUUCACCCUCCUGCACCUCCAGAGAAGUGUCUUGUGUUUGAAGAUUCACCACUUGGAGUCAAAGGAGCCCUGGCAGGAGGAAUGCAAGUGGUUAUGAUUCCAGAUGAAAAAUUAAAUCCAGAUCUUAAAAAAGAGGCAACACUACUGCUGAACUCCAUGGAGGAUUUCAAGCCAGAACUGUUUGGUUUACCAGCAUAUGAUUAGUGCCUAAUCUCUAUGCACAUGCACUUAACUGGACACUGGGAAAGUGAAAUGAAAUUUUGUUAUGAUUUUAUGAUUGUUUUGCAUCUUUUACUUUCUUCCUGAAAACUAGAACACAGAAGUCCUGCUAACAAGUCCUCCACACAGUACCUUUAAAAGUUGCCUGGGAUGUUUAUGAUUUGUCCUCAUAAUAAAUGCUAAA